Molecule: messenger RNA, 2324 nt
Organism: Schistosoma turkestanicum
Lineage: Eukaryota; Metazoa; Platyhelminthes; Trematoda; Strigeidida; Schistosomatidae
Source: the annotation of a GenBank genome assembly
AUUUCAGUCUAAUUGGCUGUAAUAUCUUUAGUGUGUUCGUAACUUUACUCUACCAACUUCAAGUCCAGACGGCGGUUCACUUUUGGUGGAACCUGAUUUACACUUAAGUGUAAAGAUUCUAACCUGUGGACGUUAGUGCAAUUCAUUAACGAUCUACAAACAGUCUUUUGUUAUGACGUGUAAUCAGCACGUCUUGAUCAAUAGUCAGGAGGAUUUGGCAGAAGACGUCCUUAGUAAUAUAAAGGAGACUAAUUACCGCGUGUAUCGAACCAGAUGGGUAGUCGUCUUUACAUUCGCUUCACUGAGCUGUACAAAUGCUUACUUAUGGAUAUCCUAUCUGCCUAUUGCCAACUACUUUAUUGAGUUUUACUCAACAAGUAACGUAGUCCUCAACCUUAUUUCCCUAAUUUACCCUUUGACUACUAUAAUACUUGGCCUCCCAACAGCUUAUGGUAUAGAUAGUUUCGGAGUUCGUUUCAUUGUACUGUGUACGGCCGUGUGUAAUUUGAUGUGUGGGUGCCUGCGCGUUUUGAGUAGUGCACCACAAAUAAAUGUUUCAUCCUCUGGACGUCUGAUUUUGGUAGUAUUUGGACAGAUAAUCGCUUCCUUUGCUCAACCAUUUUGCUUGUUCUGCACGACCAGUCUUGCGUGUGAUUGGUUCCCAGACAAUCAACGUACCAUCGCAAAUACUAUUGCAUCACUUGGAAAUUCAGUAGGCAUAUUACUGGGCAGUGCAUUUGCUCCUAACUAUGUCAAGAAUUCUUCCGACAUCGUUAGUUUUAAUUACAUAUCCUUGGGAUUAGUUGCUCUUCAGUUCUUCCUAUCGAUACUUCUAGUCCGCAGAAGUAAACCAAUUACACCGCCUUCGUAUGUAGCGGCAUUGUCUACAAUCAACCUUCAAGUAAAUGCAAACAGACGUUUCCUCUCGCUUCACUCUAUAUGCAACUUUUUGAAAGCUUAUGUCCCACCCCUUAAGCUCUAUGGAUUUUGGAUUAUUACUCUUACCUUCAGUAGCUGUAUCGGAUACUUUACUGUUUUAUCAGCUCUUCUACAACAAAUUCUCUGCACGAAAGGCUACUCCAACCAGUUUUCUGGGUUUUGUGGAUCAAUCACAAUAAUUGCGGGCUUAAUAGCAGCUGGUCCCGUUGCAUUUUUUGUGGAUAGAACGGGAUUCCUGAUUGAAACAUUAAAGGUCACAUUUUCACUAAGCGUUUUGGGCACUGUCUGCCUUGGCAUUGUAUUAUGGUUCCCUAACCAGCAAAUUCUGAUCACCAUUUGUUUAAUUUGGCUUGGAGCAUUUGGUUUCUCUCAGUAUUCUUUGUGUUUAGAACUAGCUGCAGAGGCGACUUAUCCAGUUUCUGAGGCAAUUACAACCAGUUUUCUUUUCAUAUCAACUCAAAUAAUUUCUCUUGUAAUGUUACCGGUUCUGCAGUUUACUGCACCCUUAGCUAAAAAUUCAACUAACAUUAUCAAUACAUGCGGUCCUAAUGAAGAUAUCCGGAAAAACUUAGACAUAAAUCUGCAUCCUGUAUUACUGAUGUAAAUCAAUGACCGAAUACGGAUUUAUGUGCAAUUGACUCUGCAACAUAUGUCUUCUUUAUGAGUUGAAAGGCUGCCAAAACUCAAAUAGGUGGAACCUGGUACAUAAGAUCCAAGUUCUUCAGUCACUUAAAGGAUAUUAUUCUCAUUUACAGUGGCCUUUAUUUGCUAAAUCGGAAAAACUCAAGCCAUACAAUUUUUUUGCAUUUUGAACUAUGAUCAUGGUUGAUGAUCAACAAAAUGUUGUAGUGCAAAUCCUUCCUCUUGCUUACGUAAGUAACUUACACAAAUUUCCAAAAUAUUUUAUUAUAACAAGUUAAAUUCAAUUAUCAACCAUAGAAUGAUAAAUAUAUCGAGAUAGAUUAGAACAGUGUGAUUAUUAUAAUCACGUUUCGCUAACAUUUCUUUUCAGAGUGCUUUCUUUUGUUUCAAACUAACUCAUUAAAUCUAACAAAAAAUUCAUAGGCACCAGCUUGUUUUUGAGUGCAUUCGCUUUACUUUUCUGUUUAUGAUAUAUUUAAUAUAUUUCCAAUGUCGGUUUUAUCCACAAUCUGUCAUAUACAUAUGAAAAUAUGAGAAUAUCGUAUCUCAGUAACAUUUAUACAUUUCAUGUAAUAAUGAUUGGAUGUUCUUUCGCAUGCUAUUUGUAGUAUAAUCAUAUCAGUUGCUUUGUGCCUGCGAAAAAAAUAGAUGAUGUUUACUGUUAGACUAUUGCUAGACAUAUUGUAACUACUAGGGAAUAUUACUAUUUCUUAAGAAAGACCUAUGUUUAUCAAUUAUUGGAU